UACUGGUCUGUACUGGUCCAUAUUGGUCUGUAUGGGUCUGUACUGGUCCAUACUGGCCCAUACUGGUCCUUACCGGUCCGUACUGGUCCUUACUGGUCUGUACUGGGCAGAGGCGCGCGAGUGCAUGAACUGUGGGGCGACGGUGACGCCGCUGUGGCGCCAGGUCUGUACUGGUCCAUACUGGUGUUCACUGGUCUGUACUGGCCCAUACUGGUCCAUACUGCUCCUUACCGGUCCAUACUGGUUUAUACUGGGCAGAAGCAUGCGAGUGUGUGAACUGCGGGGUGACAGUGAUGCCGCUGUGGCACCGGGUCCAUGCUGGUCCAUACUGGUCCAUACUGGUCCUUACUGGUCUGUAUGGCUCUGUACUGUCCCAUACUGGUCCGUACUGGGCAGAGGCGCGCGAGUGCGUGAACUGCAGGGCGACGGCGCCACCGCUGUGGCGCUGGGUCUGUACUGGUCCAUACUGGUCUGUACUGGUUCUCACUGGUCCGUGCUGUCCCAUACUGGUUCUCACUGGUCCAUACUGGUCUGUACUGGUCCAUACUGGUCUGUACUGGUUCUCACUGGUCCGUGCUGUCCCAUACUGGUUCUCACUGGUCCGUACUGGUUUAUACUGGGCAGAGGCGCGCGAGUGCGUGAACUGCGGGGCCCACGGCGACGCCGCUGUGGCGCUGGGUCCAUAAUGGCCCAUACUGGUCUGUACUGGUCUGUAUGGUCCAUAUUGUCCCAUACUGGUUCUCACUGGUCCAUACUGGCCUGUACUGGUUCUCACUGGUCCAUACUGGUCUGUACUGGUCUGUAUGGGUCUGUACUGGUUCUCACUGGUCCGUACUGGCCCAUACUGGUUCUCACUGGUCCAUACUGGUCUGUACUGGUUCUCACUGGUCCAUACUGGUCUGUACUGGUUCUCACUGGUCUGUACUGGUUCUCACUGGUCCGUACUGGCCCAUACUGGUUCUCACUGGUCCGCACUGGUCUGUACUGGGCAGAGGCGCGCGAGUGCGUGAACUGCGGGGCGACGGCGACGCCGCUGUGGCGCCGGGACGGCACCGGGCACUACCUGUGCAACGCCUGCGGGCUGUACCACCGGCUCAACGGGCACAACCGCCCCUGAUCCGCCCCAAGAAACGCC
Molecule: messenger RNA, 1135 nt
Organism: Melospiza melodia melodia
Lineage: Eukaryota; Metazoa; Chordata; Aves; Passeriformes; Passerellidae
Exons: 1
Coding region: 32-1117 (361 amino acids)
Biological process (GO): positive regulation of transcription by RNA polymerase II; negative regulation of transcription by RNA polymerase II
Molecular function (GO): RNA polymerase II cis-regulatory region sequence-specific DNA binding; zinc ion binding; DNA-binding transcription factor activity, RNA polymerase II-specific
Source: RefSeq, a predicted model, not a curated record